Betta splendens (Siamese fighting fish) is the source of this 7007-nucleotide messenger RNA. RefSeq names its product cGMP-dependent 3',5'-cyclic phosphodiesterase (gene pde2a). The record is from RefSeq and is a predicted model, not a curated record. NCBI's taxonomy places the organism in Eukaryota, Metazoa, Chordata, Actinopteri, Anabantiformes, Osphronemidae. Gene Ontology annotation, cellular component: perinuclear region of cytoplasm; synaptic membrane; mitochondrial inner membrane. Gene Ontology annotation, biological process: regulation of mitochondrion organization; negative regulation of receptor guanylyl cyclase signaling pathway; cGMP catabolic process. Bases 775 to 3585 code for a protein of 936 amino acids. The transcript is spliced from 30 exons. Gene Ontology annotation, molecular function: 3',5'-cGMP-stimulated cyclic-nucleotide phosphodiesterase activity; 3',5'-cyclic-AMP phosphodiesterase activity; 3',5'-cyclic-GMP phosphodiesterase activity.
ACUAGCCUUCUUCAGCCAUGCAGCAUGUGUGUGUGUGUGUGUGUGUGUGUGUGUGUGUGUGUGUGUGUGUGUGUGUGUGUGUGUGUGUGUGUGUGUGUGUGUGUGUGUGUGUGUGUGUGUGUGUGUGUGUGUGACACUCGGGGAGAUACAUUAAUUGGGUCUUUACAUUUGUCGCUCUUCACGCCUCUCUCCCAUCAGCAAGUGGCAGACGACUGGAAGGAAUCAAUCUGCAUGAGUGAUUCACUUGAUGCUAAAGAGUGAGUGGCCAACAGAAUGUCCCCUGUCGACUUAAAUUAUCACACACGCAGAAAGCAAACCAUGGAUUGGAUGAGACGCGCAGGGGGACCGGUCAGAACACGUGAGCAUAUAGGCUUGGAGGAGCCUCUAAUCAUCUGAAAGUGCUAUAUCAUUACCCCUCAUCCUCUCACUCUUAGAUCAAGGUCGACCCUCUUGAAAUGCAGAUUGGCUCAAUUCGCCGCUUCAGAUGGCUUCAUGAACAAUGCAGCGGUUGAGAAUGACAGGAGUUGCCCUCAAGGCUCCAAUUAGCUCCUUAGACUAAUCCUCCUGCACGAGUCUGUAGCUAAGCCAGAUCCUUAUCUGUUGUGGCCAAUUUACAAUAUUAGUAUUCAUCUAAGUCGCUAAUCUAAAAUCAUAUUCCUGAAUGUUAUUACCGUCAAUGGAGUCAUUACACUAAUUGUUUAUGGCAGUAAUAUUACUCCAGAGGUUAUAAUAAUAAAUCAGUAUGUAAAGGCAGGCUGUGAAUAUACAUUUAGAAUGUGGUUUGUUUACCAGCAGCUUUUUUCCAUGCAUCUCGGAGGUCCCACGCGUGCAUCUGCAGGGUUCGAAUCUGAUUCCCGCAGCUGCUGGGAUGCCUUGCUGCGGCUGGCGGCGGUCGUGGACGCGCCCUCGCUGCGCGCGGCGCUCAGAGACGGCGUGCGGGAGCUGCUCCCCGGCACGGAGUGCGUGUGUGUCUACGUCCUGGAGGGAAACGCGAGGCUGCUGUGUGACGAUCCGCCGCAUGAACUGCCUCCGGAGGGGAAGAUCAGGAGCAUCGCGGAGCAGCUGAAGCGCUGUCAGUGCGCCGGCCUCCCUCCCUCCGAACUGCCGGAGAAGUACAGAACCUGCCUGGCGGCGCCGUUGGCGGCGCACAGAAGAGCCCUUGUCAUCCCUAUCUUGGACCCGAAGCAGGAAAGGACCAUCGCUGUUUUAUUAGUGGGCUGUAAUCCACUGUCUGAUCAGGAUGAGGUGCAUCUUAACACGGUGGAGAAACAUGCCUCGGUGGCGUGCGUGCGAGUCCAGGCUGUUCAGUCGUUGUACCAGAGGCCUCCUCUUAGCCCCUCGCCCAUACAGUCCCACAAUGCACUGCUGCACCUCAAUGUAUCAGAACAGGACUACUGUGAGCUGGACCGGAACAUCCUGCAACUGUGUGGUGAGCUCUAUGACCUUGAUGCGGCGUCGCUCCAGCUCAAAGUCAUCAAUUAUCUGCAGCAGCAGACCAAGUCGCAGUGUUGCUGUCUUCUACUGGUGUCCGAGGACAACCACCAGCUAUUCUGCCAGGUAGUUGGAGACAAAGUCCUGGAGGAGGAGAUCAGCUUCCCGCUCAUGUUCGGACGUUUUGGCCAAGUUGUGGAGAAGAAGAAGUCGAUUAGUCUUCAGGACAUCAGUGCUGAGGAGCGCCGGCAGCUCUCCAGUAUGUUGGGCUGUGAAAUCUCCUCCAUGCUGUGCGUACCUGUGGUCAGCAGGGCCACUGGGCAGGUGGUGGCGCUCGCGUGCGCCUUCAACAAGCAGGGUGGACAGAAACACACAGAGAUUGAUGAGCACGCCAUCCAGCACUGCUUCUGCUACACUUCAACCGUCCUCACUUCAACUUUGGCCUUUCAGAAGGAACAGAAGCUCAAAGUGGAGUGCCAGGCGCUCCUACAAGUGGCCAAGAACCUCUUCACGCACUUGGAUGACGUGUCAGUGCUGUUACAGGAAAUUAUAGUGGAGGCCAGGAACCUCAGUGAUGCAGAGAUCUGUUCCGUGUUCCUGCUAGAUCGCGUCAGUCAUGAGCUCGUGGCAAAGGUGUUUGACGGCGGCGUCGUCAGUGACGAGGAGAAGGAGUUCCGCAUCCCGGCUGAUCAGGGCAUCGCGGGCCACGUGGCCACCACGGGUCAGAUCCUGAACAUUAAGGACGCCUACUCGCACCCGCUGUUCUACCGCGGCGUGGACGACAGCACCGGUUUCAGGACUCGCAACAUCCUCUGCUUUCCCAUUAAAGAUGAAAACAACGAGGUAAUUGGGGUGGCUGAGCUGGUGAAUAAAACGAACGGGCCGUGGUUCAACCGCUUCGACGAGGACCUGGCCACAGCGUUCUCCAUCUACUGCGGAAUCAGCAUCGCACAUUCUCUGCUCUAUAAGAGAGUCCACGAAGCCCAGUUCAGGUCCACUCUGGCCAACGAAAUGAUGAUGUACCACAUGAAGGUGUCAGAGGAAGAGGUUUCUAAACUGCUGGUGACGGGCAUCGAGCCGGUGAAGGAGAUCCACCCGUGCUACGCCGAGUUCACGUACACACCUCGCUCGCUGCUGGACGACACCACGCCCAUGUGUAUCCUCAGUAUGUUUGAAGACAUGGGCUUCAUCAACACGUACAAGAUUGACAUGCACACGCUUGCAAGGUUCUGUCUGAUGGUGAAGAAAGGCUACAGGGACCCUCCGUAUCACAACUGGAUGCAUGCCUUCUCUGUCUCGCACUUCUGCUACUUGCUCUACAAAAACCUAGGGCUGUCCAACUACCUCGAGGAUAUAGAGAUUUUAGCUCUCUUUGUCUCCUGCAUGUGCCAUGACCUGGACCACCGUGGCACCAACAACUCUUUCCAAGUCGCCUCGCAAUCAGUGCUGGCUGCUCUCUACAGCUCAGAGGGAUCCGUGAUGGAGAGACAUCACUUUGCCCAAGCCAUCGCCAUUCUGAACACGCAGGGCUGCAACAUCUUUGAGAAGUUCUCACGGAAGGACUACACACGGAUGCUGGAUUUGAUGAGGGAUAUCAUCCUGGCUACAGACCUGGCUCACCACCUUCGCAUUUUCAAGGACUUGCAGAAGAUGGCUGACGUCGGCUACAAUCCAAAACGAGGCUACCACCGCUCAAUGCUGCUGUGCCUGCUGAUGACGUCGUGCGACCUGUCCGACCAAACAAAGGACUGGAAAACCACGCGCAAGAUUGCCGAGCUGAUUUAUAAAGAGUUCUUCUCUCAAGGAGACCUGGAAAAAGCCAUGGGGAACAGACCCAGUGAGAUGAUGGACAGAGAGAAAGCCUACAUCCCAGAACUACAGAUAAGCUUCAUGGAACAUAUCGCCAUGCCCAUCUACAAGCUCCUGUCCGAACUGUUUCCUGGGGCCACUGAGCUGUACGAGAGAGUGGCGGCAAAUCGCGAGCAGUGGACCAAAGUAUCCCACAAGUUCACCAUCCGUGGGUUGCCUAGCAACAACAGCCUGGACUUCCUGGACCAGGAAUACGAGCUGCUGCAGUCCCAGGGUGCUUUUGGGAGUGACGACCACUGCCUCAAUGGUUGUCUGGAUGAUGCCGAAGGGGGGAGGGGUCAGUGACAACAGCGGGCUGAUGACGUUUGCUGAAGUUUUCUGUGGUCCAAUAAGAGGCUGAGGAUACCUUUUUAGCGACCUGAGAGGGAGGGGUCUCUCUGCUGUCAAUCACUUAGAUGCUUAGCAGGCCAUGCAGAAAGAACAGGGCAAAGUCUGAAACAAACUGAAUUAGACAAGUCAUGUGAAAAGAGUGGAUCCACCUGAGCCAGUUCAGCGAUUAGAUACUAAAUGUUGAUUGUGUCUCUGGUUCUGGAGAGUAGACGGUGGUGACUUUCACUUUUUCAGCAGUUGUACUGGAAAAAUAAGUUUCUACCACAAGUUCAUUCAUACUGUACUGAUCCUGAUUACGAUUGUAAACACACACACACACACGCACACACACGCACACACACACACACACACACACACACACACACACACACACACACACACACACACACACACACACACACACACAAUGUGUUUAGAAAUACAUGACAGAAAAAAUCAUUCUUAUGAAAAAGACUACAACAAGAUUAAGUGCUAUACUUUCUAAGAACUGUUUCAGAAUAGCUUCUGUUGGUUUAAAUAGCUCAGCUUCGUUCACACACAACCAGCUGCUGCAGUCCCUCACCUGAUGCUUAUGAAUGCCUGCCGUAUGGACCACUCAUCUUUCAUUCUCUUAAUCCUGGGUCAGUGUUCAUUUCUCAGACUUUUCCAUGAAAUAACUCCUGACCACUUUGUUACAUCUGAAAACAUUUUGCAUUCAACUCCUCAACGUAUAUUUGCUUUAUUCAUCACCAUCACGUUACAAAUGGGUUUUAUGUGAAAUUGUGUGCGUAAUAAUUCAUCUUUCCUCCUAUUUGGGCUUUUAAUGGACAAUUUGACAAUCACUGAUGAAUGGCAGGGUCACAGAUCCCUGACCAGACACUCACCCUUUGCAUAAAACCUGCGUGUUACAGUCUUAAGUGCAGUACUGUAUGUAUUUAUAAAUCAAAAGGCUACUCCCUAAAACCCCUACACUAUUUAUUUUUUCUAAUUAUUUCCAAUCUCUCCCACCCUUUUUCUCCCUUAUUUUCUAGUUCACUGCUUUUCUUAUAAACACCACCUUAGACAGAAAGCAACCGAAGCCCUUUAAUAGAUUCAUCUCAUUUGUUAGUGUAAUUGUGCCAGAGCGUUAUAUGGAGUGUGUCAUUUGGAUCUGCCUUAUUGCGCAUCUUUGCUGCCUUUCUUAGAGCUUUUAAUAUAUGACAAUUUAAAUAAAGAGUCUGUUUAGUAUGUAUGGUGUAUAUUUGUUAUUGACAUAGUUUGAGUAUCAAUGUGUUGACUGAAUGAACACCUUGUUUAAAAGAUGUACAUUUGUGAAAUAACUAUGUGAAACCUCAGAUGUCAUGCCAUUAGAGCUUCUAUUUUAAGUUAUAUAUAAUCACGAGUUGAUAUUAAUUACAUAACUGUAAAUCAGUUCAAAGAAGGAACUAGAACUGUAGCCAUGACAGAAAUUGUUCUUUCUCACGUUUCCUGCGCUCCAAAGAAAACCUUUGGAGAAUGACUUGAAGAAAAGUCCGACAUUUGGGGGGGUUCGUGUUACAGUUUGUCAUAUUGUACCUUACAGAAUAUGCUGCAGAGUUAAGUCAUAUUAAUCACCGAGGAGUUACACAAACAGAGAGGCCUGUAACUGACACGACGGUGAGUAGGCUGAGUGUGCAAGGGCGAGAACUAGUGAGUGAACAAGGGGAUGGACGCGUGGGUGUUUGUGAGAGAAAAUGAAAAAGAACUGGAGCUUGAUUUAGAUUUAAAUAAAGAAAUGUUAAGUAUCAUUUAGUCUUUAAAGAGCUGAUGUUAACAAAUUCCUUAAAUUACCUCCUCUUAUACGCAGCUCUAAAAAUGCUAGUGAAGCUAGAUGAAAGCAAAAAUCAUAGGAUUUAAAUAUAUAAUUUUUCUUUGAAGCGGUCUCAUGACGGUGCAUUAGGAAGAAAAUUUAAUUGCUUAGCAAAGAGGUUUGAUGUUUGUGUUAUACCUACACUGGGAUAUGCAUUAACAUGACUGGAUGAAAUCGUUUGAUCUGCCUUGGUCUGCCUCCUGAAACGGAAUAUUUUUUGCUACAAAGUUUUUUAAAGGGCAUACAGAUGUGAAUACUCACCCUCUUUCUCAAGAUCUUUCUCUCGCAUGCGGUUUUCGCAUUCUUUGUUUUCAAACCAUUCUUUAAUACAUACCUGCCUUUUUCAUGUGCAAUAUGAUAUGUCUGUGUGAUGUUGCACAAAUCCCUGUGUAAAUACCAAUGCCUCUCGUUAAGUUAUUACUUUAGGUCUGAAUUCUCAGAUGUGUUAAAUGUUAGCCCACAAUGUUGCCAUCGAAAAUCAUUUGUGACAAUGUUAAUUCUGAAAUGCUUUUGAGACUACAGACCUAAAACAGUUUUCUUUACUAAGUGUGUAUUUGUCUUUUUAUGUUUGUUUUAGAAAGUCAGGGCUAUAUGUGCCAAGCAAGCAUUUUCUACUUCCUGGCCAAGCUGUAUAGUGAAACAUAGACAUAAGUAUUUUUGUUCCCCUAUGUUGGUGUGACGGUGAGGGCUGAUGUCUCUGAUUAUGACCGGGUCUGAAAAUGCAGCCCAUCCAGGAAGUCUGAUCUCAAUCUGUUUCCCAUCAUCACAGAGCAGCGGGACUCUAACCUGUGAUGUAAUGCCAUUGUAAUGAUCACCUGUGAUAUAACUGUUAAAAGUGGAAAAAUUAUAACUGCUGUAAAUAUCAGAGUUUUAAAAGAACUUUCUUGAUCGUCUGUCAUUAUUACAAUGGGAAGUAAUUCAAUUCUGUAAUGUAUUGAAAGUGGUUGCAUCCUGUUUCUCUUUUCUAUGCCAUUUUGGAACAACCCCAGUCAUAGACUUUUAGACUUUAGAUAUGUGUAUUUAGGAUAUACAUAAAAACCCAAACUAAUGAAAUGUAUAGUAAAUGAUGCCUACACUGAAGACUAAAUUCAGUUGGCUGUCAGCUAUUUGUUUUGUUAAGUUCUGAGUGCUGGUGGUCUUGUUCUAUUUCAUAUGUAAUGAACAAGAACAUAUUUGGCAAAUGGAUAAAACUUUAUUUUAUUUUUUUCUUUCUUUCAAUAAAUCUAGUGAAAAGUACGUGUUGAAGUUGCAUAUUUGAAUGUGAAUAACUGAGCCCUGUGAUGCUAAUAUAACCAUGACUGUGAUAUCUGAUCCUAUUGAUCUGCUUCAUAGAAUGAGCCUAUAUGACCAUGGGCAGAUGAACAUACUACUAAACAUUACAUGCCACCACUAACACCCCCUCCCUCCAGAAAUUAUGUAUGAUGUGUAAUAUUUUAUAAGUGCAUGAUACUUGCAGUAAAAUUACAUCAUCAUAAUGUGCACAGAGGCUUAAAAUACAAAGAAGAUCAGAGAUGACAUAUUUUACCAAUAAGCUGAUGCAAAUGCAAUUAAAUAAACAUUUGUUUUGAUA